AUGUUUCCAUCGUGCCAAUAUGGACAAGGUCAAUGUUCUUUGGUUUGGAAACUAUGUCAAGUGUACGAUCACAAAGAUGAUGGUGAUGAUGACGAAAAUGAUAGUGAUGAUGAUUAUGGUGAUACUGAAGAUAAUGAUGAUGACGAUGGUGAUAAUGAUGAUCUGAUGAUGAUGUGGUAAUGAUCUGAUAAUGGUGUUGUGAUGAUGGCGAUGGUAGUGAUAUUGGUGGUGAUGGUGAUGAUGGUGAGUGUGACGAUGAUCGUGAUAAUGAUAAUGAUGAUCAUGAUAAUGAUGAUUGUAGUGAUGGUGAUGAUGGUGUAAUCUCGAUUACCAGCCGUAAUGAUGAUGAUGAUGAUGGUAAUUGUGGUGAUGAUGAUGGUGGUGAUAGUGGUGAGCUAAGUGAUAGUGAUGUAAUAAAAUAA
This is a messenger RNA of Paramuricea clavata, 422 nucleotides long. NCBI's taxonomy places the organism in Eukaryota, Metazoa, Cnidaria, Anthozoa, Malacalcyonacea, Plexauridae. The record is from the annotation of a GenBank genome assembly.